Acanthosepion pharaonis is the source of this 702-nucleotide messenger RNA. NCBI's taxonomy places the organism in Eukaryota, Metazoa, Mollusca, Cephalopoda, Sepiida, Sepiidae. The record is from the annotation of a GenBank genome assembly.
AUGUUGUACCGGAGUUGUUGCAGCAGUAGUAGAAAUAGUGAAAACAGUUUUCCUCGCCUUUUUCGACGUCCGUCCUCUUUCAUAUUCUCUCUCUCUCUCUCUCUCUCUCUCUCUAUCUAUCUAUCUAUCUAUCUAUCUAUCUGUUCUUUCUCACAUUUACUCUCUCUUGUAAAAAAAGAAAUAAACGUCCUUUUUCUCAUCCAGUACACUUUCUUUCUUUUUCCUUUACCUUUCUUUCGUUCUUUCUUUCUUUUUUCUUUCUUUUCGACAUGCUUACGUUCUUUUUUCUUUCUUUCUUUUUUCUUUCUUUUUUUUCUUAUUUCCUUCUUAGUUUAUUUACGUAUGCUUUCUUUCUUUCUUUUUUCUGGUAUAGUUUCUUUCAGAAUUUUCUCUCUUUCUUUUUCUUUCUUUCUUUCAGAAUUCUCUUACUUUCUUUCUUUUUUUCUUUCUUUCCUUCUUUCUUUCAGAAUUCUCUCGCUUUCUUUUUUCUUUCAUUCUUUCUUUCUUUCUUUCUUUCUCGUAGUUCGUUUACAUUUGUUUGAAAUAUUUCAACAAACUUCCUUUUUUAUUAUUUUUAAAUUGUUUCUUUCCUUUCAUUUUCAACACAUCCUGAGUGUGGUACAAGGCUACGGGGCGAAAAUCAAAUUACACACUGUCAAUGACCUGCGAAGCCAAUGCAAAACCAGCAGGUUUUCUAUGUAG